AUGAACAUCAACAGACCCGCCGACAAUCCCAUCGUGCUGCCAGGCAUGAGGGUCAAGACCAGUGAGCGUUCUCCGCCUCGCCGCGUCCAUGGCCUCAGCUGGCUGCCAACCGCCGUCCGCAACCACAUAAUCGCCAUGCUUGGCGAAUUUGUUGGCACCUUUCUUUUCCUAUUCUUCGCCUUCGCUGCUACCCAGGUCGCAAAUGCUGCUGCUGCCGGUGCUGCCAUCGAUAACGGCUCCGUCAACCAGUACCCGAACGUGGCUGUCCUCCUUUACAUCAGCUUGGCCUUUGGCUUUUCGCUCGCCGUCAAUGUUUGGGUCUUCUUCCGUAUCUCCGGAGGUCUCUUCAACCCUGCCGUCACAUUGGGACUGUGCCUGAUUGGAGCUGUUGGAUGGAUCAGGGGCUUCUUGGUCAUAAUCGCCCAGAUCGUUGGUGCCAUUGCUGCAGCAGGUAUCGUCUCGUGCCUCUUCCCAGGGCCACUGAACGUCCGCACCACCCUUGGCUCCAACACCUCGAUUGUGCGUGGCCUCUUCAUCGAGAUGUUUCUCACUGCUCAACUCAUCUUUACCAUCUUCAUGCUGGCUGCCGAGAAGCACAAGGGCACCUUCCUAGCCCCUGUUGGCAUCGGCCUGUGCCUUUUCAUCACACAGCUCGCAGGCGUCUACUUUACCGGUGGAAGUCUCAAUCCCGCCCGAUCCUUUGGCCCUGACGUCAUUCUUCACACUUUCAACGGCUACCACUGGAUCUACUGGGUGGGUCCAGCUUUGGGUGCGCUCUUAGCUGUUGCUCUCUACCGUCUCAUCAAGGCACUCGAGUACGAGACCGCCAAUCCUGGGGCCGACUUCAGCAAGCCUGAUGCCGAAGUUUUCUACCCCGACGAGGAUCCUAAUGCUGCGCCCCGAGGCCACCGCUCCUCUGGCUACGACGGAACCACGGAAUCUCGCGGUGCACCGCAACCCCCAGCAACUACAAUUGUGCAAAGAUCGUCUUCUAGCAACCACGUGCACCGCGAUCGUCUUCAGUCAACUGCAGGACAGACCGCCUCUGUGUAUUCAACUGGCUCUGAUCGUCGAUCUGAUCAUUUAUUGGGCGGGGAGGCCUACAACAAAGCUCCCGGUGCAGAGGAAGGGGCAAUCGGCCUGCCGGAUUGA
Messenger RNA from Diplodia corticola, 1152 nucleotides. Its product is annotated as aquaporin rerated other eukaryote. Gene Ontology annotation, molecular function: water channel activity. The record is from RefSeq and is a predicted model, not a curated record. The transcript has 3 exons. The coding region runs from base 1 to 1152 and encodes 383 amino acids. NCBI's taxonomy places the organism in Eukaryota, Fungi, Ascomycota, Dothideomycetes, Botryosphaeriales, Botryosphaeriaceae. Gene Ontology annotation, biological process: transmembrane transport. Gene Ontology annotation, cellular component: plasma membrane.